Bursaphelenchus xylophilus (pine wood nematode) is the source of this 2814-nucleotide messenger RNA. Lineage: Eukaryota; Metazoa; Nematoda; Chromadorea; Rhabditida; Aphelenchoididae. The record is from the annotation of a GenBank genome assembly.
AUGGAAGUCCUCUUCGAUCGCCAGGAAUACGACCGUCUUUACAACUGCUCGUUAUACGAGCAAGGUUAUUUUGAUCAUAUGAAAGUUCCCAAUCGAGUGAUUGGCCUUUUCUAUAUUUUGAGUGGACUUACUUACAUUAGUCUUUACAUUCCCACCAUCUAUGUUAUGGCGCUACCCAAAUAUCGAAAAUUUUCUUGCUACAAAAUCAUGCUAUUUUUGGGUGAGUGCAAUUUACAACUUAGCUUUUGGAAUUUGAAAUCUUUUACAAUGCCUUGACAUAUUUAUAUUGUAAUUUUUGAAAUAAAAGUCAUACUUUUGAGAAAUUUCGAAACCAAUUUUGAUAGUGAAAGUGGUGACUAAAAACCACAAAAAAUGAAAUUCCAUUUCAGCGGUAAUCGAUUCGAUAUGCCUCACUAUGGUAUGUGUUUUGUAUGGCGUCUUUGCCUACAAAGGCAUGGUUUUCUGCGACUCCCCAAUGUUGUUUUAUGUUAGUGGAUGCAUUGGAACGGGUAAGGUUGUAAAGUCAAUUUUGAAUCUCUGCUUCGCCUAACAAGAUGGAAAAAAAAUUGCAAAUCAUUUCAAAUUCAUACCGGAAUUCUGGUCGAUUUCCAAUAGAAUGGUCGCUUGCUGAAAUGAACUUCAAUACGUGAUGUAAAAGUUGUGUCUAGCCUACAUUUUACUUCCGAAAAAAUGUUGUCACAAUUUACGAAAAUGCCAAGUUUUUCUACAAAUCUCGGCAGGCAAUAGACCAACCUACUGUAAGAAACUAGCACGUUGGCAAAUUCUCAAAAACUGUUUCUCUAAAUUACGUCCAAAUUUGUUGAAAUUUUUCCAAAAAUUCCUUCCCAGAAAACCUAUUCCCUUCAGCCCUAUGGAAUUGCACGUGCCUGACAGUGAUUGUCCUGGCAAUAAAUCGAUUGUGUGAUUUGCUGAACACCGGCUGGUUGCACGCGUUGUUCUCGAAAGGACGGACAAAAUAUUGGCUACUAAUACCGAUCAUCGACUUUGUCCUGGUGAUGUGGUACAGCCGCGUCUUCCUAUUCACAUCCGUUUAUUACGCCGAAUUUAACGAUCCGUAUGUGGGGACGAUUUUCGAAAACUUGGAUGAUACUAAAGUGGGUUUUGCACUACAGGGUGUUUCAAGAAAUUCCCCGGAAAGCAAUCGUCGAUUUCUCGGCGCUCAGCCACGAUAUCCAAAAAUUGGUGCACCAGAAAACAACAAAAAAAAAAUUGUUUAAAUUUCUCUUUGCCCUGCUGUUUCAAACAUUCGCGCGGUGGGCUCGACUUUAUCGAUAUUGCAGCGACUGCAUUGCACUGUGCAGUCGCUAAAUGGGAUCGCAUAGCGUUAUAUCCUGCCUCCUGAUCCAUUGUGCAAAAAAUCUGAAGACUUUCCGGAUGCUGCAGUGUCACAGUAAAGCGUUUUAGAUAAGUGUGAUGGUCAUAAAAGCGGUCAAAAGUCUUCGCCGAAUACACUGCAUUCCUCGUCGGCGAAGAAAAAAAUCUUUUUAGGCAAAAAACCGCCCAUAACCUUCUUUCUACUGCAAAAAAAAUUUUUUGGAUAUCGUGGCUGAGCGCCGAGAAAUCGACGAUUGCUUUCCGGGGAAUUUCUUGAAACACCCUGUACAAUAAUUUCCAAAAACAUCUCUUUUCAGUACCUUAGUUAUGCCACCACUAUCAAUGAUAUCGUGUCGCCGAUCAUCAUGGUCCUUUUAUACAGCGUAAUCUGCGUCCUUCUCCUGAUUCGGACUUAUAAAAUCAAGUUUGAUAGGGCAACCUCGACCGCCACGAGACUAACCAAUUUCCAAAAGACCGUAAGUUCCCUUCAAUUAUUGUAGGGGUUGGCAGUAUCACAAUCAACAUCAGACCCGUAAAAUUUUUCUUGGUCAGCCUGAUCGGGCAAGUAUACUGGUCGAAAAAAUUUUCUUUCCACCUCGUACCUCGGGAACCGCUGGGCCUAGAACCUCCAAAUUCAGCAUAGAAACAUUCUGGGCCAAUCUAACACCAUAUCCAAAAAAUCAUUUCAUUUGAUGCACUUUUUUUGCCAAAGACAAAAAACCGGAUUUUUUUGGGUAUGGUAUUAGAUUGGCCCAGAAUGUUUCUAUGCCGAAUUCGGAGGGUCUAGGCCCAGCGGUUCCCAUGAUACGUGAUGGAAAGAAAAUUUUGCCGACCAGUAUACGAACCGAAAUCAUUUCUUUUCAAAGUUUAUUGACCGGUCAAAGUAAGCAUGUGACCAGGCAGGUUGGUCAUACUUCCGGCUGGAAAUUGACCGGUCAAUCAUUUCUUGACCAACCUGACCGACCAUGCGACCAAUCUAACCGCUCCUAUUACCAAGUUGACAGGUAGUAUGCCCAGUCUGACCGGUCAAAUUGGGUAUAUCGGCGGUCAACUUGUAAUACGAUCGAUCGGAUUCGAUACAGGUCAAAUUUCGGACCAAAUUACACCUAAUUUACAUCUAUUCCUAUAUCCAUAACUUUUUUUCAUAAUUUUGCAAAUUUUAGACAGUAAUACAGUCCUGUUUGAUCUGCUGUUUAUUCGUCCUUUGCGGCGCUUUCUAUAACUACAUCAACAUUUUUGGUGGAACCGCCGGCCUAAUGACGCUGACCCAAAUAAUAUGGCAAAGCUGUCAUGGUAGGUGAUACAAUUUUAGAGCGAAACUAAUCGAAAUUGAUCUCAGGAGGACCAGUGAUCAUCUACUUGAUAUUCAACAGAUCUCUGAGGAACGAAUUCAAAAAAUUGAUGGGCGAAAUGACCAAAAAGAAUGUCUCAACGAUGUCUAUCAAUGAUACUGGCAAUUCGAAUCACAAUAACACUUGA